ACAAAUUAUAUACUCUUUACUUUUUUUUUCCAUUGCUCAUUCAUGCCUUCCAAGAUUUUUCAGCCCAUCUCCUUUAUUUUCCUCAUUUUCAUACUACUUGCUCCAACUGGCCAUGCCAAGAGGAGCACCCCAAGUGACAAAAAAACAUCCUCUUUAGAUUUCUUCAAGAAAUUAAAAGGUUGUCACAAGGGAAACACCACAAAAGAGAUCCACAAGCUUAAAGCCUAUCUCGAGCAAUUUGGCUAUCUCAAAUACCAAAACAAAACCCAUGCCACUGAUGAUGAUUUCGAUGAUAUUCUAGAAUCAGCCCUCAAAACCUAUCAAGAAAACUACCACAUCAAACCCUCAGGUAUUGUAGACGAUGCAACGAUAUCAAAAAUGAUAACCCCACGAUGUGGGGUACCCGAUAUCGUUAACGGCACUAACUACAUGCAACCUCGUGGCAAGAAACACAAGUCGUCUAGAUCGAGCAACAUCCACACAGUAUCCCACUACAGUUUCUUUCCAGGAAGACCUAAAUGGCCAUCUACUAAAACCCAUCUCACUUAUAGAUUCUUGUCCAACGUUCCCACAUAUGCUAUAAACCCUGUGGCAAGUGCCUUCCAAAAGUGGGGGUCUUCCACCCACUUCACCUUUGCACGAGUCCAAACCAAUCAAAAUGCUGAUUUGGAAAUAGGGUUCUUUAGAGGUGAUCACGGAGAUGGAUUCCCUUUUGAGGGCAACACCAUAGCUCAUGCAUUUGCACCACCAGUUGGAAAGUUCCAUUACGACGAAGAUGAUAGAUGGUCCGUUGGGGCAGUUGCGGGUGCUUUACACCUGGAAACUGUUGCGCUUCAUGAAAUCGGACACCUUUUAGGGCUUGAUCAUAGUUUAGAAGAAGCGGCAAUCAUGUACUCUAUGAUCGGAACCGGACAAAUCAAGAACUUGCAUGCAGAUGAUAUUGCAGGGAUAAGAGCUUUGUACAAUCGCUAAAAUAUUAGAUUUAAAGCGUGUCAUAAUAAUUUAUGUAUUUUUGUCAUGAGAAAAUAAUUUCCUUAUUUUGUAAUUUCUGUAAUAGGAGUAGUAUCUAAGGUUUCUUGUCUUUUAUAGUUAUACAUCCUUUCAUAUUUUACUCUUUUUUUUAUCAAUGAGUGAUAAUUUAAAGUCA
Messenger RNA from Salvia splendens (bonfire salvia), 1147 nucleotides. RefSeq names its product metalloendoproteinase 3-MMP. Gene Ontology annotation, molecular function: zinc ion binding; metalloendopeptidase activity. Gene Ontology annotation, cellular component: extracellular matrix. Gene Ontology annotation, biological process: collagen catabolic process; proteolysis; extracellular matrix organization. The record is from RefSeq and is a predicted model, not a curated record. The coding region runs from base 43 to 972 and encodes 309 amino acids. Lineage: Eukaryota; Viridiplantae; Streptophyta; Magnoliopsida; Lamiales; Lamiaceae. The transcript has a single exon.